UCCGAAAUGGCGGCAUCGACGACGAUCAUUCCCGAGGGCACAUACGCAAAUCUGGACUCUCCUGACCACCAUGUGUACAGCACAGUGAAUCCGACUACCCAGAAGAACUCGGGUCCAAGGAAAACAGGAAAAAGGCUGGCAGUGGCUCUGGGGCUGCUGUGUGUCAUCUUACUGACUGCCACCAUCACCCUGUGUGUCCUCUACAUGACAGCUUUGGAUGGGCUCAAGGCCCAAAAUGGUACAUGCUGUUAUGAAAAAGACCAACGACAGAAAGAAUACAAUAGGCUAUCUACUGCGAAAGACCAGCUACAGAAUGACUACAACAGCCUAUCUACUGUGAAAGACCGGCUACAGAAUGACUACAACAGCCUAUGUACUGCGAAAGACCAGCUACACAAUGACUACAACAGCCUAUGUACUGCGAAAGACCAGCUACAGAAUGACUACAACAGCCUAUGUACUGCGAAAGACCAGCUACACAAUGACUACAACAGCCUAUGUACUGCGAAAGACCAGCUACAGAAUGACUACAACAGCCUAUGUACUGCGAAAGACCAGCUACAGAAUGACUACAACAGCCUAUCUACUGCGAAAGACCAGCUACAGAAAGACUACGACAACCUGAUGAGACAGUGCAGGCCUACUCCACCCAGUUCAUCCUGUCCAGAGAGCUGGAAGUCAUUCUCCUCCAAGUGUUACCUCUUCACACAGACCAAGCAGAAAUGGGACGAUUGUCGCACUUACUGCAAAGAACAGGGAGCUGACCUGGUCACACAGAUGCAGAAAAGCUGGAACGACAAUCACAAAUACUGCAAAGAACAGGGAGCUGACCUGGUCAUUAUCAAUAAUGAAGAUGAACAGAACUUCACCAACCAAAAUGCAGUAGAAGGAGAGUACUGGAUUGGCCUACAUGACCCAGACCCAAACAAGAGCUGCUUCCGCUGGGUGGACGGGACCCGUCCGCAGACAACGUUCUGGAAGCCCGGAGCACCAGAUGAGCAGAGAAAUCAUGAGGAAUGUGUAUUCACUGGACCUGGUGCGUUGUCCUGGGGCAGCACGCAUUGCUACCAACCCAGGAGGUGCAUCUGUGAGAGAAAGCCCUAUGCAGUCAGCCUCCAGGCGUUGGCCGCGGUCUGUCACGCCGGCUGCUACCUGAAGCCAAUGGUGCUCACCGACCUCAUGCACCCUCCCAAAGUGACAGGCUGCAAGCCAUCCUGUCCAGAGAGCUGGAAGUCAUUCCCCUCCAAGUGUUACCUCUUCACACAGACGCAGAAAAGCUGGAGUGACUGUCGUACACACUGUAAGGGACAGGGAGCUGACCUGGUCAUUAUCAAUACUGAAGAUCAACAGAACUUCAUCAACCAAAAUGCAGUAGAAGGAGAGUACUGGAUUGGCCUAUACGACCCAGACCCAAACAAGAGCUUCUUCCGCUGGGUGGACGGGACCCGUCCGCAGAAAAUGUGA
Molecule: messenger RNA, 1464 nt
Organism: Conger conger (European conger)
Lineage: Eukaryota; Metazoa; Chordata; Actinopteri; Anguilliformes; Congridae
Product: CD209 antigen-like
Exons: 9
Coding region: 7-1464 (485 amino acids)
Source: RefSeq, a predicted model, not a curated record